UAUGUCAACACAAGAACAAGAACAGGAACAACUAGCCUUCAACUGCCCAACUUUUUGUUACGGAGAAAACGACCACAAAAUGCCUCACUGUGCGGCUUUUGGUUGUCACUUCCAGUCUAAAGGCAACAAGGGAACUGAUGUAAGUAUCCACACCUUUCCAAGAGAAAAGGAAAUUAGACAACAAUGGGAAAAUGCAUGUGGAAGAGAACAACUUCCCAAGGACCCACGGCUGUGUUCCCGUCAUUUCAGGCCGGACGCUUUCGAGUAUUCUCAUCGUCCACGGCUCUUUAAAGAGCUCAUUGGUGCUCCGCGAUAUAAACGACGGCUAAAGCCAGACGCAGUGCCAACUAUUUUUACUCACAGGGAGAUUAAACAACCACAACCGGCGAGUGUCAACCAUGAGAGCAAACGUCAAAGACAGGAGACGAUGGACGAAUGUGCACAAGCAUUCGAGGUGGACGUGGACAUUGACGAUGAGGAACACCCACUGGACACAGAGGAGGAAACAGACAGUGCACCUGUAGAGACUACAAAAUCUAUAAAAAUGUACUGUCCGUUUUGCGGACAUAAACUUCGAUGUGCAUCCACUUUCUGUGGUUUGUGUGGCAAAAAUAUCAAAUUCUUAUAUGAAGUUGUGAAGCGUGGCACAAGUGAAGGGAGUGCAGGAAAACGUGUGCUUCCCACAUUCCAAGAACCCCAGGCAUCAAAAAAGGAGAAAAAAAUAAUAUCUUUAAAGAAGAAGAAAGAACUUCUGAAAAUAAAGCUUGUGAAGAUUUGUGUAGGCAUGAUGAUUACAAAAGAUGGAGAGCUGAAACCUGUGAGAGGAAUGGUGCUACCACUUGCAGUGCACCCAAGGGUGGGUGCUGAGGAACUGUGUAAAGCUGCUGAACUAAAAAUGAGGGACUUUGACAAAAAUUUACAAGGUGGUCCCUACUUUCUUCUUUACCCUGAUGGCACAAAGAUAGUUAACCUUCCUGGGACAGACAGACCCUUCACUCUCCAAGCCUACAAGGAUGCACUCGGGAAAGCAUACCAGAGGAUCACAGUAUAUAUUUGUACAGCUGAAGAUUUCUAUUCUCAGGACAUCAGCACAGACUCAUCAGACUCAUCAGAUUCAGAGAUGAUCAUAGGAAGCAAAAAUGCUGUUGAAUUGUGUUCGGCUGAUACUGUAGCUGCACUUUCUGACACAGCAGAUGCCCCAGGAACAUCAAGAGGUACAAUGGACACUGCAUGCUGCAGCAAAUACACAGAAGUGUGUACACCCAUUAAAACAGUGGAUGAAGAGGACUUGGUCAGUGAUGCAGCCAGUCAUGAUAUUGUAAAGAAUGAGGAAUGUCCAAACAAUGGACAUCAGUCCACACCCACUUCCAUCUCUCCAAGAUGGCCUGUGAACCCAUUCGGGUUUUAUAAAGCAGAUCUCCAGCUCCUGCCUACGGAUAAAGAAAAUGUUGAAACUAUAAAGAAAGAGGAGAGCCCUAGUCCACGCCAGGGGGACCUAAAGCCCCCCCACAUUAUAAACGAAGAGGAGAGCUCCAGUCCACACCAGGGGGACCUAAAGCCCCCCAACAUUAUAAAGGAAGAGGAGAGCUCCAGUCCACACCAGGAGGACCUAAAGCCCCCCCACAUUAUAAACGAAGAGGAGAGCUCCAGUCCACACCAGGAGGACCUAAAGCCCCCCCACAUUAUAAACGAAGAGGAGAGCUCCAGUCCACACCAGGAGGACCUAAAGCCCCCCCAUAAUAUAAAGGAAGAGGAGAGCUCCAGUCCACACCAGGAGGAUGUAAAGCCCCCCCACAUUAUGAAGAAAGAGGAGAUGGAGUUAACCAUCCCACGGCUCGAUCCAGAAUUAGAUUUACCCCCCCUCACUGAUAUUAAGACGGAAGAUUCUUCUGACACAGAUGACAGUGAAGAUUGGAAAUAAAGCCGGCCCAAUGAAAAGGUCAUGUGAACGCAGAAGCAGAUGGAGCAGAAGGAUCAGAACCGCCAUGAGUCAUUCACAGAGGAUACAUGAAAGGAAUGACAGAAGGACUCGAACCAUCAGCCCUGUUAUAGCAUUUUGUUUUGGUUAGUUUUAUAAAACUACCUGUGAUCCUACAGAUGUGACAUUCUUUACAUAAAUCACUUAUCAUCUCUGGAGAUAAA
Sphaeramia orbicularis (orbiculate cardinalfish) is the source of this 2142-nucleotide messenger RNA. RefSeq lists its product as uncharacterized. The record is from RefSeq and is a predicted model, not a curated record. Lineage: Eukaryota; Metazoa; Chordata; Actinopteri; Kurtiformes; Apogonidae. Gene Ontology annotation, molecular function: sequence-specific DNA binding. The transcript is spliced from 9 exons. The coding region runs from base 2 to 1921 and encodes 639 amino acids.